CGCUUGAAGGAUCGAGUUGGUUUGGUCCUACAUGGCGUAAAGUUUCCUUCCGUGUACAGCACAGUGUCAGACUGACACAAAGAGGGAAGACGAAGACUGUCAAAAUGACAGACAUGGAAGCUGAUACCACCACACACACGGAGGCCCUGGUGGAUGAAGAGGAGCCUCUUUUCAGCAACCUGGACCUCUUCCUCUUCUCCCUCAUUGCUGGCCUGGUCAUUUAUUGGUUCAUGUCCCGCAAGAAGCCUGAGCCCAUCCCUGAAUUCAAGAAGCUUGACACACCAGCACCUACCACAAGAGAGACGAGUUUCAUAGAAAAAAUGAAGAAAACUAGCAAGAACAUCAUUGUAUUCUACGGCUCUCAGACGGGUACAGGAGAGGAGUUUGCCAACAGGCUUUCCAAAGACGCUCAGCGCUACGGCAUGAAAGGAAUGGCUGCUGAUCCAGAAGAGUAUGACAUGGGGGAACUGUCUCGUCUAUCGGAGAUUCCAAACUCCCUUGCCAUUUUCUGCAUGGCCACCUACGGUGAAGGAGACCCCACCGAUAAUGCCCAGGACUUCUACGACUGGCUGCAAGAAAAUGACGAUGAAGACCUCUCCGGACUAAACUACACAGUAUUUGCUUUGGGCAACAAGACAUAUGAACACUACAAUGCGAUGGGAAAAUAUGUCGAUAAAAGGCUGGAGGAACUCGGAGCCAAGCGCAUCUUUGACCUGGGCAUGGGAGAUGAUGAUGGAAAUCUGGAAGAAGACUUCAUAUCAUGGAGGGAGCAGUUCUGGCCGGCAGUCUGUGAGCACUUUGGAGUUGAAGCUUUAGGAGACGAAUCCAGCAUACGACAGUACGAGCUAAAGGAGCACACCGACAUUAACAUGAACAAAGUGUACUCGGGGGAGAUUGGUCGUCUGAAGAGUUUUGAGGUCCAAAAGCCACCCUUUGAUUCCAAAAACCCUUUCCUGGCCCACGUAUCCGUCAACCGCAAACUCAACAAAGCAGGUGAUAGAUAUCUUAUGCACCUGGAAUUAGACAUAACUGGCUCCAAGAUUAGAUAUGAGUCAGGAGACCACGUUGCUGUUUUCCCCACCAAUGACUCUGGGUUGGUGAACAAGCUGGGACAAGUCCUUGGAGUGGACCUUGAUGUGGUUAUCUCUCUCAACAACCUUGAUGAGGAGUCCAACAAGAAGCAUCCUUUCCCCUGCCCCACCACCUACCGCACUGCCCUCACUCACUACCUGGACAUCACACACCCUCCUCGCACCAACGUCCUCUAUGAGCUGGCACAAUACGCCUCCGACCCUAAAGAACAAGAGAAUAUGCGCAAGAUGGCUUCCUCCUCACCUGAGGGAAAGGCCCUCUACCAGAGUUGGGUGUUGGAUUCUUGUAGAAACAUCCUCGCUGUCCUGGAGGACUUUUCGUCAUUGAAACCUCCCAUUGACCACCUGUGUGAGCUGCUCCCCCGCCUCCAAGCUCGCUACUAUUCUAUUGCUUCCUCCUCUAAGGUUCAUCCCAACAGCAUCCACAUCUGUGCUGUAGUAGUGGAGUAUGAGACAAAGACUGGCCGCACCAACAAGGGAGUUGCCACCAACUGGCUGAAAAACAAACUGAUCACAGACAACGGCCACAAGUCCACUGUUCCCAUGUACAUCCGCAAGUCCCAGUUCCGCCUGCCAUUCAAAGCCACCAACCCGGUGAUCAUGAUCGGCCCUGGGACGGGAAUCGCUCCCUUCAUGGGCUUCAUCCAGGAGAGGGGCUGGUUCAAAGAGCAAGGAAAGGAGGUUGGAGAGACGGCGAUGUUUUUUGGCUGCAGACAUAAGAACGAGGAUUACAUCUACCAGGAGGAGCUGGAGGAGGCGGAGAAGACUGGGGUUCUAACACAGCUUAAUGUGGCCUUCUCCAGAGACCAGGAUCAGAAGGUGUACGUGCAGCACCUCUUGAAGAAAAAUAAGGAGGACAUCUGGAAACUGAUUCACACAGAAAACGCUCAUAUCUACGUCUGCGGGGAUGCGAGGUACAUGGCUAAAGACGUGCAGACAGCCUUCUACGAAAUCGCAGAAGAGCUGGGAGGCAUGACGCGCACCCAAGCCACGGACUACAUCAAGAAACUCAUGACCAAGGGACGCUACUCACAAGACGUCUGGAGUUAAAGAGCCUCAGACUCUGCUUUAGUGUCACUACUUGAGUGGUUGUUUUAAAUUUUUAAAUUUUUUACUCUUAUGUCUUGUAUUAUCAGGACUGAAUAUAAAAACCAUUAAACUCUUGUUCAUCACCCUGGUUCAUGAGAGCUUCAGGUAGCAUAAGAUGAUGAGGCAAACCCUACCUCGGCUGGUUGUGUUAAUUAAACCCGUUUGGUAAUUUCCCCAGCAUUACCUAUGUAUAAUAUGUUAGAUAUCAGGACCACCAGCCUGUGACUGCUGGGGUCCUUCAACAGUUACUUCAACUGGUUUCAGUCAGAGUCUCUGAUAUAAGUGAAUGAGUUUGUGGUAUUGAGUAUUUGACUGCAACUCAUGCUGCUUGCAGGUCAGAUGUAGGAACCCAUUUAUAUUGAAAUUCCACAAUCAUGAAAGCUUACUUUAAAAUUGUGCAUAUACAUUUUUGAUUGAAUUGAUUAAUAUGUAAAUGAGUCAUCGUUGUGGCUGUGCAGCUUCGUAAAAGGAUGAUGACUCUUGAGUGGUAAAUAAAUCUGUUCAGUGUGCCGGGGACACUGCUUCAGAUGUACAUUAUAUAACCCCAAUGUGGACAUGCAGAAUAAAAAUAAAAAGGUAUAAAUUACAUUCAAUUUGAUUGUGGAGCUGAAAACAAAACAGACAACAUCGUGAUGUAUAAAUAAUUGUUGCGGUUUCCAGUUCUAGAUUGAACAUUAAACGGUGCUUUAUUAAGUUCCUCUCAGAUGUGAUCAGGUACUGCUUUUGAAGUACUUAAAAUGCAUUUAAAUGUUUAAGAAACAUUAACAAAAAUCUUGGAGGAAAAUGGUGGUGUAUCUUGCAUCAUGCUGUAGGUUCUACCAUGUUUACCUCAAUGUUUUGACAGGGGAUUUUGCCUCUUAUACAGAAGUUCCUGUUGUUUUUUUUUCUACUUAAACAGUAACCUCUUGAGAGGCAUAAAAGAUGAUGCAAAGGGGGGGAGAUCAAUCUUGGAAAAAACACAAGCGCUUGUAUGUUCUGUCUCUCUGUCAUUUAACAUGAUGUAUCUGUAAACUGAUGUUUGUAAAAUGUUCACGCAUAUGGAAAUGUCUGAGGGUUGUUUAUUUUAUGCAUCCCUCAGCAGAGGAUUAUGAACUGUCAUGCAGCAGUAACACUUGGGACACAUGACACCCACCCCUGUCUGUUAUUUUCUUUUUUUUUUUUAAUCUUACUUUGUCCAAUCACAUAUGCAUUACUACUCUGAGAAAAUGACUAGUGUCUCAUGUCCCAGUACUUUAUAUUGUCCAAUCACAUAUGCAUCACUACGUGGAGAAAAUGACCAGUGUCUCAUAUCCCAGUAAGUGUGAAAAUGAAAGUUUGUGGAGCUCCGGAGACAAGUGACUAUGAAGCCUGUGCCUUUUUAACAAUGCCUUAUGUUUUGAGUUAGCAUUUUAACCAUGAUGCUUCACUGCCUUUUAACAGUUGUCUUUUUCUCACCCUUACAUUUUAAUGAAAAUUAAUUUUACAUAGUUCUGUCACUUUUUUAUUCGUUCCACUGUAUUAUGUAAUAAUUCAACUUUAUCAAGACAUGCCUUUUUAAACGAAUAAAAUUGGAAUAAUCUGUAAA
Messenger RNA from Labrus bergylta (ballan wrasse), 3744 nucleotides. Lineage: Eukaryota; Metazoa; Chordata; Actinopteri; Labriformes; Labridae. The record is from RefSeq and is a predicted model, not a curated record.